UCUAACAAAAUAUAAAAGAAAUAUUUCCCGCCAAAUUAAACGUCAAUCAAAGGUAUUGUAAAUUUUAUUGAGAAAAGCGGUAAAUAGGUUUUCGACACAUAAAUAUCGCCCUAUUAUGGCAGAAUCCCUAGCUGCACAGCGAGCAAAACGACAAAAAACCGACAAACACGGUAGAUUUUCUGCUUUGGAAAAGCUUAAACAGUUAAAAGGCAAAGGUUCUAAACACAAAUAUGAUGUGGACGAGUUGGAAAAUGUGUACGAUACUGUCGAUGAAAGAGAAUACUCAGAGCGGGUGUUACAGCGUCAGGAAGACGACUGGAUUGAAGACGACGGUACUGGGUAUGUAGAGGAUGGACGAGAAAUCUUUGAUGAUGAUGAGGAUGCAUAUGUUACAACAGACAAUAAAGAAACAGGACGAGGCCAGAAGAGAAAAGCUAGAGUUGCAGCACAGCCUUCCACCAAAGGAAAUAUUCGCAAUUUGUUAGGAUCUAUGACUGCAAAAAAGAAAGAGGAUGUUAAAAUAUCAGAAGACAACAUAUUAUCAGACAUAAUGUCUGAUUUAGAUGGAAAUGCAGCAUCUUCAAGCACAAAACCUAAACCACCACCAACCAAGACUAACAUCAUUGAAUCUAGUAAAAGAGAUGCUCAGAACUACUUCAAAAGUUUAUCAACUUCAAUUAAGAAGCCAAGUACUGUUACAUUUAACAAUAGCACACCGGUAAUAAAAGAUGAACAAGUUGUAAGAUUUAAUAAAAAACCAUUGAAAAAGCCAGAAUGGAAAAUAGAGAAAGAAAUCAAACAGGAAUUGGAAGAUACUGCUACAGAAAAUAUUGAAGAAUUUAACACACAAGAUAUUGUUUUUGAUGAUGAUUUUAGUGAUAAUGCACCUAUAGAAACAAUAGUGAAAGAAGAGGCACCUAGUGCAGCAAAUACUGUAGCAGAUGUGGCUGAGGAAUUUCUUGAAGAUUUUGAAAUAUUUACAGCACCUAAAAUUCAGGUUCAGAAAGAGUUAAAACCACUGGCGUGUACCUGGUCAGGGGAAAUGGCUGAUAACAAAGCAGCAGCAAUGGUACAAUCUGAUGGUCAAUUACCACUCCAAGCUGGUGAAAAUGGAGAGAAACUACUAAAGUUCUACUGGCUUGAUGCAUGGGAAGAUAGGUUUGUGAAACCAGGUGUGAUAUAUCUGUUUGGUAAAGUGUAUGUGAAUCCAUCCAACAAGAAAGCUGGAUGCACAUCUUGUUGUUUAGUUGUGAAGAACAUCAAUCGCCAGAUGUUUUUACUACCUAGGGAAUACAAAUUAGACCCGGUGACAUUGGAAUCCACUGAUCAAGAAGUCACAAUGAUGGAUAUGUAUGAAGAAUUUAAUAAAACAGUAGCCAUUGAGCUUGGUCUAAAAGAGUUUAAAUCCAGAAAAGUCACAAAAAAUUAUUGUUUCAAUUUGCCAGAUAUUCCAGCACAAUCAGACUAUUUAGAGGUUAAAUAUUCUGCGUCAUUUCCAAUGCCUCCAGUAAACAAAAAGUACCUAACAUUUUCACAUAUCUUUGGUACCAAUACACCAUCUUUGGAAACUUUUCUAUUGGAGAGGAAGAUCAAAGGACCUUGUUGGCUAGAAAUUAAACAUGCAGAACCAGUAGCAGCUAAGGUCUCCUGGUGCAAAUUAGAAGCAGUAUGUGAUAAAAUGGAAAACAUUAAUGUUAUUAGAAAUGACACAGAUUUGCAACCCCCGCCAAUUACCAUAGCUACUAUAAAUAUGAGAACAGCAAUGGAUCCAAAAACAAAGAAAACAAAAAUAUUAAUGUUGAGUUGUCUGUCUCACAAUAAUUUUCCCAUUCACAAAACACCACCAAAUCCGCCAUUUCAGCAACACUUUUGUGUUAUGACAAAAUGUAAUGAAAUUUGGCCACUGGAUCUUAAACAAGCAUUACCCGAAUAUAAAUCAACAAAACUGACCAAGUGCGAUACUGAACGAGAGCUUCUCAAUUAUUUUAUGGUACAGUUUUGGAAACUAGAUCCAGAUUUAGUAGUUGGUCAUGACUUGCAAGGUUUCCAACAAGAUUUACUCAUUGGUAACAUUUUGGAUCUCAAUAUACCGAAUUGGUCACGUUUGGGACGUUUAAAGAGGUCUGUACCUCCUCAAAGAAAAUUUGCAGCAAAAGAUGCUUUUCUUGGACGACUGGUGUGUGAUAUAAAAUUAUCUGCUAUGGAACUAAUCAGAGCUAGGAGCUUCGAUCUCGAUACACUUUGCGUUAAUGUUUUAAAGAUGAAAGAAGGCGACCGUGUCGAUGUAUCGAUUGAAGAUUUACCACGAUAUUAUGAAAACAGCAGGGACUUGUUCCAACUAGUAUCAUUAAGCAUGCAAGACGCUUCAUACAUAAUCAAAAUUAUGUGCGAACUGAAUGUGAUACCACUAGCUUUACAAAUAACGCAAAUCGCUGGAAAUGUAAUGUCUAGAACUUUAAUGGGCGGUAGAUCUGAGAGAAACGAAUUUCUAUUAUUACAUGCAUUUACUGAAAAAAAUUAUAUAGUACCUGAUAAAGUCUAUGGUAAAAAAGUGCCGCAAGACGACGGAAAUAAUGAUGAACAAAAUGAAGAAGGGGCCAAUUUAUCUAAAAAGCAAGGAAAGAAAAAAGCCGCUUAUUCUGGUGGCCUAGUACUGGAUCCUAAGAAAGGUUUUUACGACAAACUUAUUCUUCUCAUGGAUUUCAAUUCAUUGUACCCAAGUAUAAUUCAGGAAUAUAAUAUUUGUUUCACAACAGUCAAAAGGAAAAGCACAAUGCCUUCCGAUGAUGACAUUAAUAACAUUGUCUUGCCUACCAGCAACACGGAAUUUGGAGUUUUGCCAACACAAAUCCGAAAAUUAGUAGAGAGCAGAAGAGAAGUUAAAAAAUUAAUGAAGACCCCAGAUUUACCACCAGAUCAGUAUAUGCAAUACAAUAUUAGGCAAACUGCUCUCAAAUUGACGGCAAAUUCAAUGUACGGUUGUUUAGGAUUCACACAUUCGAGAUUCUAUGCAAAGCCGCUGGCGGCCAUGGUCACAAUGAAAGGUAGAGAAAUUCUGAUGGACACCAAAGAAAUUGUACAAAAACUGAAUUACGACGUUGUAUACGGUGAUACAGACAGUUUGAUGAUAAACACAAAUUGCUUAGAUUAUGAUAAUGUUUUUAAAAUUGGCAUCGACUUAAAAAGAGAAAUCAACAAGAAAUAUAGACAAAUAGAACUUGAUAUCGAUGGAGUAUUCAGGUAUUUAUUGCUUUUGAAGAAAAAAAAAUAUGCAGCUGUAUUGAUAAGUAAGAACAAAAAUGGAGAAUUUGUGUUGACACAAGAGCAUAAAGGUUUAGAUAUUGUACGCCGUGACUGGUCGCAGCUAGCUGCAGAAGCUGGUAAAUUUAUUUUAAGCCAAAUUCUGUCGGAGCAAUCUGAUGAUGAAAGAUUAGAGAGCAUUCAAAACCACCUUAAUAAACUUAAGGAAGACUUAACAAAUAAUAAAAUGCCGCUUUCCAUGCUCACGAUAACAAAACAAUUGACUAAAAAUCCCAACGAAUACGCGGACAAAAGUUCUCAACCCCACGUGCAAGUCGCUUUGAGAUUAAACAGUAAGAACAGUCGAAGAUUCAAAAAAGGCGAUAUUGUGCCGUAUAUUAUUUGCGAAGACGGGACUGCCAACUCUGCGACUCAAAGAGCAUAUCAUAUCGAAGAAUUGAAAAAUUCUGAACACCUUAAAAUAGAUUAUAACUAUUACCUCGCUCAUCAGUUGCAUCCUGUGAUAUCGAGAAUAUGCGAACCCAUUGAAGGAAUGGAUCCCGCGCGCGUUGCAGAUUGCCUCGGCUUAGACCCGUCUGGUUACAAACAAAUUAUCAAGAAAGAACAUACUAACACUGAAAUAUACGAAGUUGAGAAUGAAAAAGAGAAGUAUAGGCAUUGCCAGGAAUUUAUUUUUAAAUGCGUAAAUGAAAAUUGCAAGACUGAAAACAGAAUAAAAGAAACCAUCAUAAAGUCAGAUAAAGAAAAUAUAACGUUUUUAGAAAAAUGUCAAAACGAUAAAUGUACCAUAAGACCAGUAGACUAUUUGUCCAGCAUACAGAAUCAGUUGCAAAUCCAGAUGCGCCAGUAUCACGCGCAGUAUUAUGCGGGCUGGCUGUCGUGCGAGGACCCGGCGUGUGGACACCGCACCGCCCGGUUACCGCAGACCUUUGCAGGCGGGUACCCGCUCUGCAGACAGUGUGAAAAAGGAGUCAUGUUCCGAGAAUACACAGAAAAAGAUCUUUAUUUGCAAAUAAACUUUUUCCUGUAUAUAUUUGAUCUCAGCAAAAGUAACAGCACUGCAAAAAUACGAAUACCUCCUGAAAUCGUCUCCGCAUUCCAGAUACUAAAAGAAAUGGUGGCAGACUGUCUGGCACAUUCUGCAUACUCAAUCAUAAACCUUUCCAAACUAUUCAGAUUCUUUUCAAUAGACUCUAAAGGUAGUAAAAAAUUGCAAACUGAACCAAUAGAAAUAGACAUCCUGCCUGAGACGGAACAGAUAGAUGCACUUUUAGAAAUGGGCACCUAUUGAACACAGUUAUUGUAAAAAAAUCAUGUUUUAUAAAAUAAAUAAAAACACACAUGUACAAA
Messenger RNA from Manduca sexta (tobacco hornworm), 4611 nucleotides. It is a transcript of the gene DNApol-alpha180, whose product is annotated as DNA polymerase alpha catalytic subunit. Gene Ontology annotation, molecular function: chromatin binding; DNA replication origin binding; DNA-directed DNA polymerase activity. Lineage: Eukaryota; Metazoa; Arthropoda; Insecta; Lepidoptera; Sphingidae. Gene Ontology annotation, cellular component: alpha DNA polymerase:primase complex. The transcript has 10 exons. Gene Ontology annotation, biological process: leading strand elongation; lagging strand elongation; DNA replication. The record is from RefSeq and is a predicted model, not a curated record. Bases 116 to 4552 code for a protein of 1478 amino acids.